AUGGCACCGGAGCCGCCCAUCACUCGCCGCAAGAGAACUCGUCCUCAACCAGAUGAUGAGGUCAUCUUGUCACCCGCACCGGCGUCCUCAGCUAAAAAGCGGCGGCUUAACGAUGCGCAUGCCUCGUCACCAUCAACCCCCAAAGCCUUUUCAGCUCUCGCUUCCGCAAUAGGAGGGGCUGGAGGGGUUCUUGGAGUCGGUCGUCGAGUCAGCACCAACAAGCUGAAUGGCAGGUUCAAGCAUGGCUGUGAGGCACUGGAAUCAAGCGACGGCGAAUCUGCACAGGAUUUACAAAUAAAAUCGAACAGACCGGCAGUGAAAUGGGGCAAAUUUGGCUUAAAAAAUCCCUACGUCCGAGAUGCAACCAAGAGCGUCUACGAUGUGCCAGAUUCGGGAGAUGAGCUGGAGGACCCGACCCACGCAAAUGACUCUGCGAACGGCUCUGCGAACCCACAGUACACCCUCCCAAGCACGGGACAAAGGGCGAAUGGGCCUUCGAAAACAGCCAAUGCCUCGCCAAAAUGUUCUGCUUCAAGUCGGGCAGUGCGCGGUGCAAAGAAGCAUGACGAAUACGAAUUUUCACAUGAAGAAUCGGAAAGAUAUCCACCACAACAAGGGGCGGACAUCGGCACUACCGACGAUAUUGAAGAAGAAGAAGCUGGCGGGAAAGGAUCAACAACACGAGGCAGCCUAAGAGGUUUUACAGGCCGCCGGCAGGAGAUUGCCCAGAAGCAGCCACCAACGCCUAAAGGCAUAUUGACACCGCGGCGCAAAAGACUUGGAAGGCCGCCUAAAAGCGUUGCAUUUGACAGUGAAGACAAUAGAAAAACUCCCGAGGUGUUUUUUGCGGAUUUGCCGUCCAAGUCAAAGAUCGCAUCACAAGCGAAGUCCAAGCCAAACGUCGCGGCCCCAGUGGGCAAGGGCAAGGCCUCCGCUGCAGACGAUAAAGAACAAGACAAGGAAGAGGAGGAGGAGGAGGAAAGCGAGGAUGACGAAGUCUGUGUUAUAUGCUCUAAACCCGACUCAAAGGGUGGGAACAAGAUCAUUUUCUGUGACCACUGCGAAAAGGCAUUUCACCAAAAGUGCUACAAAGUGCCCGUGAUUCCGAAAGGCGACUGGUUCUGCCGGGGUUGCCUGCAAGAAGAUGCAUUGCACAAUGAACAACAAGCCAUAUUUCCUGGAUUACAAACCGGAUCGCAAGAAGUCAGCACCUCUAAAGAACUGCCUGAUAUCCCCAACUUCGAGCGGCAUCUCCACACAAUGCAACGCGUGCUGAUCGACCGGUGCUCCGGAAGCCGGCGCAUCAAACUUACUGGUCAGACUGAAGCGUACGAGAAGACCUUCCAAUUGGUAGAACAGACUAUUUUGGCAGGCGAGGGUAAUUCCAUGAUGAUUAUCGGCGCACGAGGCUGCGGCAAGACAACUCUCGUGGAAACUAUCGUUUCCGACCUUGCUGCCGAUAAUAAGGAAGCAUUCCAUGUUGUCCGGCUGAACGGGUUCAUCCACACUGAUGACAAGCUUGCUCUGAAGGAAAUAUGGCGUCAACUGGGAAAAGAAAUGGCCGUAGAGGAUGAUUUGGUGAAUAAGGUGCGUCCAACGCUGUCGCGUAGCCAACCACCAGAGACUAAUGCGAUGAAGACCAACAAUUACGCCGACACCCUGGCUACGCUGUUAGCUUUGCUUUCCCACCCGUCAGAGAUUACUGGCACCGAAGAGGGGCUGACGUCCGAAUCUGUUGUUUUCGUCAUUGACGAAUUUGAUCUGUUUGCGACACAUGCCCGGCAAACGUUGUUGUACAACUUGUUUGACAUCGCUCAAGCUAGGAAAGCCCCGAUCGCCGUACUUGGCUUGACUACGCGAAUCGAUGUCGUGGAGAGCCUGGAGAAGAGAGUCAAGAGUCGGUUCAGCCAUCGAUAUGUACAUCUCUGUCUGCCCAAGAGCCUGCCUGCGUAUUGGGACAUAUGUAAACAAGGACUUUCAAUUGAUGAAGAGGAUAUCGAGUCUGAAGGUUUCGACACCACUUUAGCGGGGGUCGAAGAGUUCCUGCAAUACUGGAACGAAAACAUCGAGAAACUGCAAAAAACGCCAUCCUUCCAAGAUCAUCUGGAGUACCAUUUUUAUACGACAAAGUCGGUCCCAAUGUUUCUGACGACAUGGGUGCUCCCACUCUCUGCUCUGUCCGCCACAUCCCCCGUCCUGCAGGUUUCGUCUUCAUCGGUGUUAUCUGUUUCUUUGGACGCUCCAGAUUCGAAGCUUCACCUCUUAGCUGCUCUGUCAGACCUCGACCUCGCGCUAUUGAUCGCUGCAGCCCGCCUCGAUAUUGUGGCGCACACCGACACGGUCAACUUUGCCAUGGCCUAUGAUGAGUAUAGCUCCCAAAUGGGCAAACAAAGGUUGCAGUCGGCGAGUUCCGGCAUGUUAGCACUUGGCGCCGGAGGCAGAGUUUGGGGUCGUGGAGUAGCCGCCAUGUCCUGGGAGAGGUUGGUCGCUCUGGGGCUUCUGGUACCUGCGGGCAUAGGAGGAAGGAGCAACGCGAUACAUGGGGGCCUCGAGGGCAAAAUGUGGAAACUUGAUGUAACGUUGGAGGAGAUACCGGCGGCCGUCGAGCUGCCUGCAUUUCUCGGAAAGUGGUGCUCCCAGAUUUAG
Pseudomassariella vexata is the source of this 2646-nucleotide messenger RNA. RefSeq names its product origin recognition complex subunit 4 C-terminus-domain-containing protein. Gene Ontology annotation, cellular component: nucleus; nuclear origin of replication recognition complex. The transcript is spliced from 3 exons. The coding region runs from base 1 to 2646 and encodes 881 amino acids. The record is from RefSeq and is a predicted model, not a curated record. Gene Ontology annotation, molecular function: DNA replication origin binding; ATP hydrolysis activity. NCBI's taxonomy places the organism in Eukaryota, Fungi, Ascomycota, Sordariomycetes, Amphisphaeriales, Pseudomassariaceae. Gene Ontology annotation, biological process: DNA replication; DNA replication initiation.